UAGUGUCAUUUAAAUUGAUCACAAUGAAGGUACAGAGAAAUGCAAACUGCAUGAAAGGUGUUUGUGGAUUUAAGUGGUGGAGAAAAGAUUUUAAAUAUGCUGCAAAAUAUAGCAGAGCAAUUGUAUGGACAAAGUUAAGCAGGUACGGAGAAUUACUUUAGAAAUAAGUGAAUCAAGUUGAUUGUGAUGGGUAUUUUCACUUCAGCAUGUUUCUGUAAUAUUCAUUGAAGCUUUUAUGUAGGUUUCAGGCAAUAUCCUUUAGAAUAUCUUUUACAUAACAAAGAUUUAGCUGGAUAAAAAGGUAACAUAUUUUCUUUAUUAUUUUAGUUAUAAUUUUAAUUAAGCUUUAUAACAGUUCGAAAAAGAAGAUAUUUUUCACAUUAAUAUGCAAUGGCAUUUGUGUUAAUUAUGCAAUGGUAUUUGUGUUAAUUAUGCAAUGGUAUUUAUGUUAAUUGAACUUCUAUGAUUUUUUAAUGUUUUGCUUAUUAGGAAAGUCAUCAGUAUUGGAAGCUCAUUAAGAUUAUAAUUAAACUUAUGAAACAAUACAAACUCAUCAGUGCAGAUUAAACAAAUGGUAAUUUGUUACAGAAAUGGCUACACUUAUACUUAAAGUAAAUGUUCUUCAUCUUGGAGUUACCAAAACAUUCCAGUUGGAUACGACAGCACGCGUUGAGUAUGUCAUCAGUCAAGUGCAAGAAAAGGUUGCUGGAACACAACCUCAUUCAAUUUCCUGUAUAUUUCGCUGGCACAAAUAUACUCAUUUAACCUUUUGUUUAGAUCAAAAUUUUGGAUUAUUUUUUAAAGACCCAUCUAAUGAGAAAAAAAGUUACUGGUUACUUAACAGUAGGCCAUUAAGAAUGUACGAUCUAGCUAAUGGGACAGAACUUUUAUACAAAGAUAAAAACAGAUAUUUAAAAGUGAAGAUGUUGGAUGGAACCAUUAAAACUGUGUUGGUGAACGACAGCAAAUCAGUUGGGCAUGCUCUUGAUCUUAUUUGCGAAAAAAUUGGUAUUACUAAUGCAGAUGAGUAUUCAUUGUUUAUUGAACAAGAGAAAGAUGAUGUCAUGGAUGAAGAGGAAGCGGAAGAAGCAAGAAGAGGAACAUUGCGAAAAAUGAGCCAUGCUAUUAUGCAUAAAGUGGAUGACUAUGAAAUGAAGAAAGUGCAAACAUUAAAGCGAAAAGCUCACACAGAUGAUGAUACAUACUGGUUAGCAAAUCAGAAAACUUUAAGAGAGGCUGGUGUUCAUGAUGAUACAUUGGUUGUUAUCAGACGACGAUUCACAGUGGAACAAAGUGUUAAUAUUACCAACCCAAUUGAAAUCAAUUUAUUGUAUGUGCAGUCACGUGAUGCAAUUCUCGAUGGUAGUCACCCCUGCACCAUGGAGCAAGCAGCAAAAUUUGCAGCAUUUCAAAUACAAGUUACUCAUGGUGAUUUUGAUGACUCAAGAUAUAAAUCUGGAUUUGUUGAUGUAAAGGAAUGCCUACCUAAAGAAUACCAUAAAAGCAAAGAGAUUGUGAAAAAAAUUAAGGAGGAACACCGUAUAUUGGAAAGAAUGCCAGAGCUGGAAGCAAAAUAUAAAUAUAUUCAAUUAUGUCAGAAUUUACCUACAUAUGGAGUGACAUUUUUUGUUGUGAAGGAAAAAAUGGUAGGAAAGAACAAACUCAUCCCUCGAUUGUUAGGAGUGAACAAAGAGAGUGUGAUGAGAGUGGACGAAAGAAGCAAAUGUGUGUUGAAGGUGUGGCCGCUAACAACAAUUAAGAAUUGGGCGUCAUCACCAAAUAGUUUUACCCUGGACUUUGGAGAUUAUACUGAAGGGAUGGUAUCUGUCCAAACUCUUGAAGGUCCUCAGAUUGGUCAACUUAUUGGUGGUUAUAUCGACAUUCUGAUGAGCAGGAUCAACAAAAUAAAAUACACCCAUGCUAGAGAUGACGAACUUGGCAUGGUUGAAGAAAGUUCAACUGUUCCCAAUAAGUCAAGAUUUAUACAGAAUCGAAAAUUUAAACAUGGUGAUGAAAUGAUGCCACAAUAUGGAAAGUUGGGUCAUGUUUCAGGAAGUCUGUCAAAAGGUCAAAGAGCAUUGUUGGGUAAUCUUGAUGCAUCAGGAAAAGCUGUGUUAGUUAUCUACGAUGAACUAAACGAUGAAGAAAAUCCCUAUGCUAUACUGGAACCAUUUCAAAAGGAGCAAGACAGUGAUAAUUUUAGUGUUGACAAAUCAAUGGGUGACAUAUACGCAAGUGUUGCAUCAAUCAUUUCAAACUCAAACAAACCGAGUGAAGAUGAUUAUACAACAGUUGGAGCUGGUGUCAGCACAAUAGCAUCGAAUUUGAAGGAUUUAUCGCGUCAUUUGAAAAUGCGAGCUGCAGGUAUGAAAGGAGACGAUGGCAAUGAUUUACUAGAUGCUGCAAAAAAGUUGGCCGAUGCUUUUAAUGGAUUAAUGGUGGCAAUUAGUCCUACGGAAGAUAAGUCACGCGAUGAUAUCCUUAUUGCAGCUAAUGACAUGAGUGAGGCUGGUGUAUGUAUCGAACACAUUUUAAAUGAGCGUCAACCGAAUGGACAUCAAGGAAACGUGCUUAGCCUGGCUAAGGUCAUUGAGAAAGCUGCUAAUGUUUUAAGCCAGAAAGCUGCUCAACUAGCUGGUACUUUAGACGAGCCAAGUGCUCGCAAAAUCAAUGCUAGCGCCGAAAAAGCACGUGUGAGAGCAUCUGAAUUAGUAACAUGCGCAAAGAUACUUGGAUUAUAUAUGGACAAUCCAGCAGCGAAGCAGCAAAUGUUGAAUGCUAUAAAGAGUGUCGGACAAGAUAUAAACGCUCUUACUGGAUUGUGUUUGGUUGCAACUAAUGAUGAAGAUCUUAUUGGAAAAAUCCAAGCUGUUGCACAAGCUGUGACAGAUGCUUUAAAUAAUUUAAUAGAAAAAGUACAAUUUGGUUCAGACGAAUCGGAAAAGGCUGCAGAGAAGAAUGUAUAUGAAAUGAUCCUAGAUGCAAAUGACGCUUUAUUCAGGAGUUUAGGCAACGGUGACGAAAUGGUCCGACAAGCUACCAUAUUGGGACAGGCGACAUCACAGCUCAUCAAAGGAUUGAAAACACACGCGAAUGAUAUUGACGAUGUAAAUGAAAAAGACAGAUUAUUAGCAGCUGCUAAGCUUCUCACAGAUGCUACGUCAGCAUUAUUAUUAGCUGCUAAAAAAGUUAAAGACAAUCCGACGAGCAAAGAUGAACAAGAAGGCUUAAAAACAUCAGCUGUGUUGCUGAGGUUGAAUACAAACUCUGCUACUAAGAAUGCACUCAAAAAAACGUUGAUUAUAAAAUUGAAUAGUGAUGCGAAGAAUGCAGUUGCUGCUUCCACGCACGUCGUGUCAUCUGCAAGAAGUGCUGCACCGUACAAUACUAAUCCAGUAGCACAGCAACAGUUUAGCGAGUCCAGUGCAGAAUUGUUAUCACAACAUGCUAAAGAUUUAAUGCAUGCUGUGAAAGAUUGUGAAGGAAAAGUUGGAAAUCCAACAUCGCAACUAAAUUUGAUCACAUCAGCAAAAUUCUUCUUGCCACUUGCAUCAAGAAUGGUUGCUUUGUCCAAAGCGAUAAUUCCAACUGUCACACAGAAUGCUGUUUCAUUGCAACUUGCAGAGGCUAGUAUGAAUGCUGAGAAAGCUUUGAAUGAUUUGAAACAAUCAGCAGAGAAGGCAGCAGAAGGGCAAGAAGAAUGUGAUCGAGCUAUUAAUGCAAUAAAUAAAGCAAUCAACGAUCUUGAUCAAGCAGCUUUAGCAGCUCUUAGCGAUAAUUUGAAACCACUAAAAACUGACUCGAUCAAGAGCUUGGAAGGGAAGAUUUUAGACACCUGUAUCAGAUUAAAAGAAGAAAUUCCAGAUACAGUAGAAUAUGCUCAAAGCGUUCCUGAGAUGAUUGGACAGUCAGUUAUAAAAUUAGCUGAGCUGAUAGAACCGCUAGCAGAGCACUCGAUCGGUUUUGCAGCCAAUCUUUCGACAGCAUCACAAAAACAAACAGAAAUUCUCGAUCUUGCUAAGACGGUUUUUGAAUCUGCAUCACAGUUAGUCAGUGCCACAAAAGAUGCUGGAGGCAAUCCCACGGCUUUAAAACAUCACCAAGCUGUAGACGAAUCUUCAGACAAUUUGUUAGAAGCUCUGAAAGAUAUAAUGGCGUUUGUAAAGGGUACGACCGGCGACAUCGAUACGAUCACAUAUCUCAUCUCAUCUAUUGAUACUGCAAAAGAUACGUUUACUGCUGGAAAAGAAAGUAAAAUGCCACCAAGUCGAAAAUCAUACAUAGAAUAUCAAGAUAAUAUGAUUAAAAAAUUAAAAGCCAUUGCCCGAGACUCACAUGAAGUUGUUGGCAAGGUGCAAAGCAAUCCAAAAGAGAUUAGCAGCGUUUGUGAGGACAUCUUUUUGAACUACAGUGAACUUGUAGAAGACACACAAUAUGCUGUCACCUUACUCAAUCCACAGGUUGGAGAUGAGCUAAAAGCUAACAUUCAAACACUUGGAGAUGGUUGUAAGCAUUUGGUGUUAUGUGCAGGUCACUGCCAAAGCAGUCCGGACGACCAAUAUAUAAAGAAAGACUUGACUGAAAAAGCUAAAGAUGUCUCUUUGCAGGUUGCUCGUAUAAUGACAGACUUGCAAAAGGGUUCAGUUGGAACAAAAGCAUGUGUAGACGCACUGACUAUGUUAUCAGGUUUGAUAGGUGAUAUAGACACCAACAUGAUGUUUGCUGAGACAGGAACUCUCAAUCCUGAUGAUGGAUCGAAAUUUAACGCACACAGGGACGUCAUAUUAUUAAAUUCGCAACAGUUUGUGAAAGAAACAAAAUCACUAGUUAACGCUGUACAUGGAUCUCAAGAUCAAAUGGCUGCUUCAGUACGAGAAGUGUUAAAUAGCACUACAAAACUGAUCGACAGUGUAAAACUGGGUGCGGCUUCCAUUGGUUCGGAAGAUAUGGACGGUCAGAUGUUAUUAUUGAAUGCUGCGAAGAAUGUAGCCUCGGCUCUUUCGGAUCUGAUGCACGCGACUAAAAACACGUGUGGUAAAUCUAAGGAUGACCCCUCCUCAGACGAACUAAAGAUAUUUGCAAAGCAUUUGGUUGGAAACUUAACAUCGCUUUUAAAGACUGUUCGAAGUGUAGAAGACAAAGCAUCACGUGGAAGUAGAGCGAUCGAAUCAUCAAUCGAAGCUAUCAAGCACGCUACUUUGAAUUCACAACCUGAAAGUGGCGUAAAGACAGCUACACCUGAAGAGCUCAUACUGUCAACAAAAGGUGUCACCUUGGCAACAGGCAAAGCUGUCGCUGCUGGAAACUCUUUACGCCAAGCCGACAUUAUCGAAGCAGCGAAUAUUGGACGAAAACAUUGCACUGAAAUGUUUGAAAUUGCAAAGGCUGCCAUCAAUACGACAGAAUCUGAUUCGAUACGAAACGCUGUGAUAGCCAAGGUGCGUGGUGCAUCACAAGCUUACUGUGAUGUGCUAAACCACGUGUCAGUUGUCAUUUCCGCACCGUCGGUUGAGGAAAAACAGAAGUUCCAUGCCUUAUCUAAAAGAGUGGCAUAUUCGGUUGGUGAAGUUGUUAAAACAGCAGAACUUCUGAAGGGUAACGAAAUGGUAAACCCCGACGAUCCAAAUGUGAUAGCAGAAAACGAAUUACUCGGUGCGGCAGCGUCGAUAGAAGCGGCUGCUAAAAAGUUAGCUGAACUGAGGCCGAAAGCUAGGCCAAAGCAAGCCGACGAGACACUUGAUUUUGAAGAACAGAUCUUAGAAGCUGCAAAGUCUAUCACGGCAGCUGCAGGUGCUUUGGUUAAAGCAGCAACGUUUGCGCAAAGAGAAUUAGUGGCGCAGGGAUUGGUAUGCUCCCCAACUACUGAUCAUUAUGCAGACACGCAAUGGUCGCAAGGUUUAAUAUCUGCUGCUCGUCUUGUAGCUGACGCGACAGGUUCUCUUUGUGAAGCAGCAAACGCAGCUGUACUUGGUGAUGCCAGUCAAGAAAAGUUGAUCGCUUCGGCACAAGCUGUUUCUGCCUCCACAACACAACUAUUAGUCGCAUGUCGUGUCAAAGCUGACAAAUUUAGUAAAACACAAAAGGGCUUACAGGCUGCGGGCGCGGCAGUAAAGAGAGCAACAGACACACUUGUGAAGGCAGCGGAAGAUGCGGCAGUUUUCGAUGUUGAUGAUACCGAUGGUUAUGUCCCCAGCGGAGGUGUGAAAACAGGUCGACUUAUUGACCAAAUGAAUGCGCAAGUUGAGAUUCUACGCAGAGAAAAAGAACUCGAAAAAGCACGGAAGAAGCUAGAACAAAUUCGGUUGGCUGGUUACAAAAAUGGUAGAAACGAUAGUGAGUAGUGAUGAAAUAGUUAGCAAUAAGAAAAAAGGGAAUUAUUGACAGUAAAUCAGAGUAAAUUAAUUUGUUGUUUUAAGUGGUAAAAUGCUAACAAAAUCACAAAAUUCCUAGGAAAAUCCAUUUUAAAUAGUUUUUUACAAGUAAUGAAAUUAUCUUUGUUUAAUGAAUAUUGUGUAUAAAUUCAUUUCCUUCCUUUUUGGAGCUUCUUCUAUUUUCCAAAAGCAACAUUAUUUGUCUGGUAGCUUUAGUUCCAUCUUGACUUAUGACACGCGGAUAUCACUGCUGUAUUUUUAAUGUAUUUAUAGACCAAUGUACAGUUUCUGUCUUGCAUAUUUACGCUUUAUAAA
Hydractinia symbiolongicarpus is the source of this 6686-nucleotide messenger RNA. RefSeq names its product talin-2-like. Gene Ontology annotation, cellular component: ruffle; plasma membrane; focal adhesion. Gene Ontology annotation, biological process: cell-cell adhesion. The coding region runs from base 591 to 6341 and encodes 1916 amino acids. The record is from RefSeq and is a predicted model, not a curated record. The transcript has 42 exons. Gene Ontology annotation, molecular function: structural constituent of cytoskeleton; integrin binding; actin filament binding. Lineage: Eukaryota; Metazoa; Cnidaria; Hydrozoa; Anthoathecata; Hydractiniidae.